UGAGAGCUUAGCAUGUGGAGCUGGGGACACGCUUCUUCUACCUUUCAACUUUCUCAUCGUCGCGCCACGUUCGUGACUUUGACUGUACCUCGUCGACACUGCGCAGUACCAGACUAGAGCACGCCGCAAUCUUCCUGAUCAGCAUGCCGCCCACAUUCGCCUCGGGUCCCCCGCCCUCCUCAUCUCGUGCAGCGCCCUUCUCCUCCUCUUCCCUAGUGGUGCGCCCUGCAAAGCCCUCGGACAUUCCCACCCUCUUGCGCUUCAUAGCAGACCUAGCAAAGUACGAAGAAGCGCCAGAGUCGAAUCAUUCUACGGUCGAGUUGCUGCAGGAGAACAUCUUCGACAAGGGAUUUGCAGGUGCGCUUAUAGCUGAGAUCAAGGAGGGGGGCGUAGGGGCUGAGGCAAACGCCGUCGGCAUGGCCAUUUACUGCCACACCUUCUCGACCUGGACAGCCAAACCUUCUCUCUUUCUGGAAGAUCUCUACGUCUCCCCUCAAGCGCGCAAUAGAGGAGCCGGCAAAGCCCUGUUCCGGGAAUUAGGAGCUAUAGCUGAAAGAGAGGGGUGUCCAAGGUUGGAUUGGAACGUGUUGGAAUGGAACGAGCCGAGCAUCGCAUUCUACACAAAGGUCCUUGGCGCGCACAAGAUGAACGAGUGGAGGACUUGCAGGCUGGAAGGAGAGGGAAUCACCAGGUUGAGAUCGCUCGGCCUGGACUCAUGACAGAGCUUGUCGUUGCAUCUCUCGAAGAGGUCCUUCUAGACAUCUCAGACGCUACACUCGCGCAAUCAGUGCACUUAAAUCAUAGCGGAUCUCUGGAUAUUGCGCGUGAAGCAGAUGAAGUGCUGCUUUGUGCGUCUAUGCUACAAGUGAGGCAUGGCAGUCCGGCCUUGGAGUCGAUGUGAUAAUGAUGAAGGGAUCGGAGAUAAUGAGUGUAUGCCGA
Molecule: messenger RNA, 939 nt
Organism: Ceraceosorus guamensis
Lineage: Eukaryota; Fungi; Basidiomycota; Exobasidiomycetes; Ceraceosorales; Ceraceosoraceae
Product: acyl-CoA N-acyltransferase
Exons: 4
Coding region: 144-719 (191 amino acids)
Biological process (GO): protein acetylation
Molecular function (GO): N-acetyltransferase activity
Source: RefSeq, a predicted model, not a curated record